ACCACGUCUCUAUCACUUGUUUGUCUGUAUUACUGUAACCCUCGACUCAUCUCUAUCCUAUUUCCCACGAUGCAUUAUUGCCACUCAGAUACCAUAGACAGCCAAAUUCUACAGUGCUGCUCACCAAUUUCUCUAUCUCUGAAUAAAUAGUCCCCUGAAUGUUUCAAUUCGCUUCAUCACGCUAUAUAGCAUCCAUCCAUCCCCCGCGAUUCCGAACUAAGGAUGCACGCCGGGAAAUUGCAGUACGCUUCACCUCUUACGCCGCACCCGCCGACGGACUUGGCUGAUGAAGCGAGCUGGGUGUGGACGCAGAUUAAGGCCGAAGCUCGGCGCGACGCCGAGGCGGAGCCUGCUUUGGCUAGUUACUUGUACUCCACCAUACUUUCACACUCGUCGCUGGACCGUUCGGUUUCCUUCCACUUGGGGAACAAGCUCUGCUCCUCCACGCUCCUCUCCACGCUUCUCUACGAUAUCUUCAUCAACGCUUUCUCAAACGACUCGGAACUCCGGGCCGCCACCGUCGCUGAUCUCCUCGCCGCUCGCUACCGGGACCCUGCCUGCGUUUCCUUCUCUCACUGCCUCCUUAAUUACAAAGGCUUUCUAGCUUCCCAGAAACAGAAUAUUGAAAAUUAUUGGAAAAAGACAUUCUUCUUGUGCAUAGAAGACCGAUUGAUGCACUUGUCAGACGAGUUGAGAUGUGUGGAGAAGAGGCAGGGAAGAGAGGGAGAGGAAGGCCCAAACAGACGUGGGUUAGGGGAGUCAGAAGUGAUAUGCUUCUUCUUGAAUUGGAUGAAGGCACAUCGAGUCUCUCACAAGCUUUGGAACCAAUCUCGUAGGCCCCUCGCUCUUGCACUUCAAUCGAGAAUCUCAGAUGUUUUUGCUGUUGACAUUCACCCAGCCGCAAAGAUUGGAAAAGGCAUCCUUUUUGACCAUGCCACAGGAGUCGUGGUUGGUGAGACAGCAGUUAUUGGGAACAAUGUCUCAAUACUCCACCAUGUAACCUUAGGAGGCACCGGUAAGAUUGGUGGUGACCGCCACCCUAAGAUUGGUGACGGGGUGCUGAUCGGUGCAGGGGCAACUAUACUUGGAAAUGUAUGCAUUGGAGCGGGAGCCAAAAUCGGGGCUGGUUCAGUAGUAUUGAUGGACGUGCCUCCACAGACAACCGCAGCGGGGAAUCCAGCAAGGCUAGUAGGAGGGAAGGCACAACCAACUAAGCAUGAGGAAGUUCCUGGAGAGUCAAUGGACCAUACCUCUUUUAUUUCUGAAUGGUCAAAUUUGCCGAGAAUGACGAAGUUAUAACAUGCUGAAAUUAUGGCUGAAUGGACUGGAUUUGCGAACUUAUGAAGAAACAAAGUUACUCUGGUAUAAUGCAUUUUAUUAAUGAAUAAGAAAAAAUAAAAUGAAACAACUAAAAUGGUCCUCGCCAGCCAAUUCAGUCAAAAAUUACCUCCAGGCUCCAGUCCUGCUUUUUACAAUAAGACUAGUAGGACAAUGUUACUGAAGUAUCAAACGGACAUUAAGUGGUCUCUACUCUAUGCGAUUGUUGUACCAUUUUAGUUGAUUGGUGAACUAUUUAGUUUUUGUAUAGUAGUGAAAUAAAGUGAAUUGUUUUGGACCUCUUUAUGAUGUUUAGUCAAUGGGUUGUAUUCAGUUCCGCUAUUCUGCACGAAACCAUUCAAAGUUUUAUUUAUGCUAUCUUUGUCAUGUUA
Cuscuta epithymum is the source of this 1709-nucleotide messenger RNA. NCBI's taxonomy places the organism in Eukaryota, Viridiplantae, Streptophyta, Magnoliopsida, Solanales, Convolvulaceae. The record is from the annotation of a GenBank genome assembly.